GAAAAACAUUUCGAGAUGAUUCUUGAAUUUGGCCUAUGUUGCCACUUGCCACCUCUUCUUAUAACUAUUCCUUCUUUUCUCUCUCCAUUGAGUUGCUCUGAAAACCUUCGAUCCAAACCCAAAUGGGUCGACGAGAGAAGAUGAGCAGCAAAUCCACCAAAGCUGCCGUUGCGGCCCUCGGCAUUCUCCUUACCUCUCUGAUUGUCAAAUCUGUAGCAUCACAUAGAAACCAAAGCAGUGGCUGCAACGGUAUGCCCAUUCCCUUCCGAUGUAGGAAAACUGAAACUUUGGUGUUUGCAGAACAGAGGCUUGCGGUGGUCUACCCUGUCAUCCAAAAAUUCAAGUCCAUCAUCACCUCAGAUCCUCUGGGGAUUACCAAAUCGUGGGUUGGCUCAGAUAUAUGCAAAUACAGAGGAUUCUACUGUGAAAAUCCCCCAGACAACCUGUCUGCAACAGCUCUCGCUUCCAUCGACUUCAAUGGCUUCCAGCUUGGUGCCCCAACGCUUGACGGCUUUCUUGAUCAGCUUCCUGACAUCGCUCUCUUCCACGCCAAUUCCAACAACUUUUCCGGCACAGUAUCCCCCAACAUCUCUAAGCUUCCAUAUCUUUACGAGCUUGACAUAAGCAACAACAAGUUCUCUGGCCCAUUUCCUACGGCUGUUCUGUUCAUGAACAGCCUGACAUUCUUGGAUAUUCGGUUCAAUCUGUUCACUGGGUCAGUCCCACCUCAAGUAUUCACACAGAAUCUCGACGUCCUGUUCAUAAACAACAACAAUUUUAUGCAGACGCUUCCUGAUAAUCUGGGCAGCUCCCAUGUUCUGUAUCUCACUCUCGCCAACAACAACUUCACGGGUCCAAUCCCAGGAAGCAUUGCCAAAUCUCUGUCGUUUCUAACAGAGGUACUUUUUCUAAACAACCAGCUAACAGGUUGUCUGCCGUACGAGAUUGGGUUUCUAAAGGAGGCCACAGUGUUUGAUGCAAGCAACAACCAGUUAACCGGUCCUUUACCGUUCUCGUUGGGUUGCCUAGACAAGGUGGAGCAGCUGAAUUUUGCCGGUAAUCUGCUGUCCGGCAUGGUCCCGGAGGUGGUCUGUUUGCUGGAGAAUUUGGUCAACUUAUCGUUGGCCGAUAAUUAUUUUAUGAAUGUAGGGCCGAUUUGUAGGAGCUUGAUUGAGAGAGGAGUGCUUGAUAUUAGUAAUAACUGCAUUCCUGAUCUUCCAUUUCAAAGAUCAGUAGCUGAAUGUGCGGAUUUCUUCGCACAUCCAAGGAUUUGUCCCAGAAUGUGGACUUAUACUUGUCUAACCUGUAAACUUCCUCACUGGCCUUCCUGUGACUUCAAUUCCUGAAAUAUUGGCUCCUCCACCUUGUGUCCUUGACCCUUCUUACUUUGCUUAUAGAAGGCAUUGGUUUUCAAUUUUUAUUUUUAUCUUGUAAUAUAUGGAACUCUCAUUUGUGUGCUCACAAAUUAUCAUUCACUUCCUUCC
Molecule: messenger RNA, 1484 nt
Organism: Alnus glutinosa
Lineage: Eukaryota; Viridiplantae; Streptophyta; Magnoliopsida; Fagales; Betulaceae
Exons: 1
Coding region: 123-1346 (407 amino acids)
Molecular function (GO): protein binding
Source: RefSeq, a predicted model, not a curated record